AUGUCUCUAUCUCCAAAAAGUAGCAAUCGUGUCCCAUCCCCCGGUCAUGGCAAGCCCCUGCCCAUCUUCGACGCCCUUUGCCGUUUCCUCCCCGUCGGGACCGAGGACGAGCAGUUCUGGUGGAAACUGACUGGCCGACAACUCGCGGGGAUGAUGCACGAGGCAGGCUAUCCCGAGCAUCGCCAGGUGGAAUGUCUUCUCUUCCAUCGUUUCAAGAUCGUCCCAACAUUUGGUCCCCAGCCACACUCAGCCGAACCGUGGUACAGGAGCCGCGUGGCCGCGAGCGCAGGAGACGGCGCUCCUAUCAGCUACAGCUGGCGCUUUGGCACGACGGACAAAAAGCCCUAUAUCCGCAACUACAUCGAGCCUUUGGGCCCUCUGACGGGGACUGCGGCGGACCCAAACAACGAGAUGGCGACCAAAGCGCUGCUGCAGGACUUCAGCACCACUCUGCCGAAUGUGGAUAUGUCUCUGUUCUGGACGUUUGAACCACACCUCUGUUCGCGGUUCGCCGACAAGGCAGAGCGUGAGAAAUACGCGGGUCCAUCGGUGCUCACAGGUGUGGAAAUGUCGCCCGAUUCAAACGCCAUCGAUAUCAAGAUGUAUCUGUAUCCCCGGAUCCCGGAGCAAAUCGGCCAGCUCCUCAGCACCAUCCUACCCCAAGCGAUGCGUGAGGCCUACGGCGAGGACGUCUGCCUGGACAGUCUGAACGUCGUGAAAGACUUCCUUACCAACCACCCAGAUGGACAGCAGCUCACUCCUCGAGGAACCACCGCCAUCGACUGCUGCAAGGUCGAAGACUCCCGUUUAAAAUUCUACGUCGCAACCCGCAACACCUCCUUCGAUCACAUCGCGGCCGUGAUGACCCUGGGCGGCCUUCGGCCCUUGUCCACUACGGUCCUCGACAAGCUGCGCGAACUAUGGUACGAGCUGAACGGGCUGGCGUCGGAUUUCCCCACGUCAGAGCCGGUACCUCCAUCGGUGCAGGCGGAUGAGAGCGCAGUGAGCCAUAACGGGGUAGGCUUCUACUACGAUAUCCAGCCACGACUUGCACUUCCAGACGUCAAGAUUUUCAUUGAUGUGCGCAAGCAUACCAAGAGUGAUAUGGCUGCCGCGGAAACGGUGGUUAGCUUCCUGGAGCGUUAUGGCCAAGGACAUAAUCCUAGGGCGUAUCUGAAUGUCCUGCGGGAUAUUGUGCCGGCCGAGGAGCUGGAGACUCGCACGGGGGCUCAGGCGUUCUACUCGGUUGCGGUUAAGAAGGAGGAGUUCGAUAUCACUGCGUACUUUAUCCCUCAAGUUUAUCGACGGUUUGCUUCUGUUCAGCUGGAGUUGAAUGGACAGCGACGGAGUAGGUUUGAGUAA
This is a messenger RNA of Aspergillus tanneri, 1362 nucleotides long. RefSeq names its product prenyltransferase nscD (gene nscD). Lineage: Eukaryota; Fungi; Ascomycota; Eurotiomycetes; Eurotiales; Aspergillaceae. Gene Ontology annotation, molecular function: prenyltransferase activity. The record is from RefSeq and is a predicted model, not a curated record. Bases 1 to 1362 code for a protein of 453 amino acids. The transcript has a single exon. Gene Ontology annotation, biological process: alkaloid metabolic process.